Messenger RNA from Ooceraea biroi (clonal raider ant), 2710 nucleotides. Its product is annotated as zinc finger protein 862-like. NCBI's taxonomy places the organism in Eukaryota, Metazoa, Arthropoda, Insecta, Hymenoptera, Formicidae. The record is from RefSeq and is a predicted model, not a curated record.
CUCAUCGGCGAGGUAGAAAACGUGGAGCGCUGCAGUAGUCCCAAUUCAUCGUCGUUGCAAUGAGCUUCCGUUAUAGAAUAUAGAGCGCAAGUAGAGGAGGGGGCUGGAGAGUAUAUCACGGAGUGACUUAUUCGUCAUGUGACGGAGAACGCUUUUUCGAGGCACUUUCGUGGUGUGCCGUCCUGUUUCUUCUGCGGCUGGGCGUUGAGUUGGGAUCCUGCGUGCCGUGCGGCGGGCUUUGUUGGUACGCCUGGCAGGGCUUGCCGUCAGUGUUGUCAGCCGGGCCGCGGUUCUCGGUCAUGCGCAGUAGAAACGACCGUUACCCAGCGACGUAUGCUAUAGCAUUCUAAUGGGUACGGUCCCCAGUUUUGGCGGGCUUAGUGGAGCGGCGCGAAAUAAGAAGAAAGAAGAAGAAGCGAUACAAGAAGAAAUCCAAAAGAUAAGUCUCUAUUAUUAUAAAUAAUACUUUUUUUAAUUAUGGAAAAUCGUAACGUUGGAAAAGGAGCAAUAAAGAAAUGUAGGUCUUUUCAGAAAUCGUGGUUAGAUAAUAAUAAUUUUAAAGGAUGGUUGGCUCCUCAUCCUGUAGAAGAUUCAGCAAUUUGUAUUGUAUGUAAUAAAACUAUGAGAUGUUGCAAAACGGAUAUAACUCGACAUUCACAGACGGUCAGACAUAUCGAAGAAAUAGCUUCGCAAAAUUUUGACAAGAAUGAUAAUAAUAAUAAUGAUUUAACACAUAGAAACAAAGUUAAACGCGCGGAAAUUAAGUUAGCAGCUUUUUUUGCAGAACAUAAUGUAGCUUUUCUUACCGCGGAUUAUUUAGUACCUUUAUUAAAAAAUAUAUGUAUCGACUCUGAAAUUGUACAAGAUAUUGCACUGUCCCGAAAUAAAUGUGCAAGCAUUGUCAAAAACGUUAUUGCUAAACGCGAAACGGAACAACUCAUCGAAAUUUUAAAAAAUCGGAAAUUUUCUAUUUUAAUUGAUGAGAGUACGGAUAUUACUGAUAAUAAAUUUAUGUGCAUCCUGGUUCAAUACGUUUGUCCUUCAGACAAAAAAGUUAAAACUCAAUUAUUAGACUUGCUCUCUUUAGAUAGUACAGAUUGUUCCGCGAUAAAAAUUUUUAAUAUAUUUACAAAUAUGUUGAAUAACUACAAUAUUCCUAUACAAAAUAUCAUCGGAAUGGCAUCUGAUAAUGCUUCUGUCAUGAUAGGAUGCAAUAAUUCUUUUAUGUCUUAUUUAAAACAGAAAGUACCAGAAUUAGUUGUGUUAAAUUGUGUUUGCCAUUCCUCCGCGCUAAUAGCCAGUAAAGCUUGUACUAGAUUACCUUCUUCUUGUGAACAAUUAAUUAGAGCAGUAGCUACAUACAUUUCGGGAAGUGCAAAGAGAUGUGCAAUUUUAAGAGAGUUUCAAAAUUUUUUCGAAGUUGAAAAUCAUAAAAUUUAAAAAUUAUCAAAUACUAGAUGGCUGUGCUUACAUAAAUGUGUUGUUAGGCUCCUCGAAAAUUGGCAAGUUCUAAAACAAUUUUUCAUUUUAGAAACCGCGGAAAAUAAAUCAAAAAAUGCAGAAAUAAUUUUACAAUAUUUACAAAGUGAUUCCAUUAAGGCAUACCUGUUAUUCUUAAAAUAUUCUCUGAAUUUUUUAAAUAAUUUUAAUGCCUUAUUUCAAUCGCGUUCUGUUACAAUACAUAAAUUAUUUGAAACUAGCCAUCAAUUAAUCAAUUUGGACAAAAUUUCAUAAAUUAUAAUGCUUUGAAAAAUAUUUCCACUUUAGAUGUAGAUAACGAAGAAAACAUUCAACCUUUAGAUAGCAUAUAUGUCGGACCCGAAUGUGAAUGUCUUUUGCAAACGUUUUCUGUACAAUCCAUGCAUGAUAUUAGAUUAACGUGUUUAGAGUUUUAUAAAACGGCAGUUCGCGAAAUGCUAAAUCGUUUACCAUAUAAUGACAUGUUUUUUGAACAAUUAGCUUUUUUAGAUCCUAAAAUUGCUCUUUUUUAUGAAGGCAGAACGCGAAUUAAAGAUUUAUCUUAUAUUGCCACGCGACUAAAUUAUAAUGACAUAACACAGUUAGCUUUCGAAUGGAGAAUUCUGCCAUCUCUUUUUAAUGAUGAACAAAAAAAGCAAUUAGCUUCAUUAGAAAUUGACGAAAUGUGGAAAAAUAUAGUUGAAUAUAAAAAUUGCGAUGGUGAGAAACAAUUUAAAUAUUUAGAGUCAUUUGUGCAAAUAGUUCUUUCUUUUCCACAUUCUAAUGCCAAAGCCGAGAGAAUUUUUUCAAUAGUUACAGAUGUAAAAUGUAAAAAGAGAAAUAGAUUAUCUAACGAUAAUAUGUCCGCGAUUUGUAUUGCAAGAUCUAGUUUUCAAACUAAAGGUAUUAAUUGCAUUAACUUUAAAGUAGAUUCAAGGCAUUUCGAACUGCACGAAUCGCAAAAUUUAUAUGGGGAGCAAAGCACAUCUCAUAGUUCUUAAUAUAUUAUUUAUUUUUUAUUCUGUUUACUUAAUAUUUGUUGCAUUCGUAUAGUUAUUGAAUUUAUUUUUUAUUAUUUUGUACAACCCAUAUAGUCUUCCAUCUUUGUUUUUCUAUAUUCUAGUCUAAAUUAUUAUUAAUGUAGUAUUUAUUUUUCAGGAAGUAUCAUAUUUGAUUUCAAACGUGCAAUAAUUAUAUUUAUAUUAAAUUAAAUUAAAAAAUUAUAUUUAUUAAGUGCGCAAUAAAUGUGAUU